Messenger RNA from Anopheles nili, 924 nucleotides. RefSeq lists its product as uncharacterized. The record is from RefSeq and is a predicted model, not a curated record. The transcript has 3 exons. Bases 1 to 924 code for a protein of 307 amino acids. NCBI's taxonomy places the organism in Eukaryota, Metazoa, Arthropoda, Insecta, Diptera, Culicidae.
AUGGCGAAGGAGGAAUCGAAGUACGGUUUCAAAGAUAAGGCAAAGGCUGAGGAAUCUUUGGAACUGCUCAAAAGUGAAGAUCACAAGUAUCAGCUUCUAACGGUGCGCGGUCUCAUCGGAAGGGCGAAGCGUGUUUUGACUUUAACAAAGGCUGAAGAAAAGGUAAAAAAUAUCAAAGCUGCAAUUGAAACAUUCGAGCAGUGGCUUGAGAUCAACAGCUCUUCUAGCACCAAGAAUGCUAAGCCAAAAGACGCUGAGGACAAGGUUGAAACCGUGCCAGGUCUGGGCUUCAAAGACAAACAGGCCGCUGAGAAAACGUUGAGUAUCCUGGAAGGUCGCGAUCCUGACUACCAGAAGCUCGCGAUCAAGGGUUUGCUCGGAAGUGCAAAGCGCGUCAUCCCGGCGACAAAGAACGAAGACAAACUAAAAGCAAUCAAUGAAGCGGUCACGUUGUUUGAAAACUUUCUUGAUCAGUUCGAUCGCGAGCAACGCAGCAAGCAAAACAAGCCCUACCUUGCGAUCGAGCUGAUCCGACAGCUACCCGUACCCGAUCAGUCGGAAGAGCUUGUGAUCGAGUUUCUUGAAUGCUACGAGACGGUGGCCAAAGGAAACUACAAACAUCUUCGCACCAAGGCGCCCGCGGACAACUCGAAAACCUGGGACAUAGUCCGGAACAGCAAGCUGAACGAGCUAAAGCCUGACAGCAGUGCGAAAUUGUUCGAUGCUGAUGGUGCACCAACUGAAGCACACUUACAGAUGAUCCAGUGGGCCUACAGCCCUCAGGUGGAGAAGCUUAAAGCGUAUGUAAGUAAGAUGCAACAAGGUGCAAAGUCCAAAUCACCGAGCGGCCGAAAACGUUCCCAUUCUUCUGUUUCUGACGACGAGAAAACUAAAGCAAAAGAGUCUAAGAAGCCCAAAAAAUAA